AUGGAAUUCCCUACUGUUGAGCACUUGAGGGAAGCAUUGAAGGAGCAUUUCAUCAGCAUUGACAGGCAGUACAAGUAUAUUCACAAUGACAGGUUAAGAAUUAGAAUUGUAUGCCAAGGAGAAGGCUGCAAAUGGUUAAUGUAUGCUCGAAGGAUGAGAGCUGAUUGCACUACAAUGAGAAUCAACAAAUUUGAGGAAGAACAUAACUGUGGAAUUUUAUGGGAGAACAGGCUGGUAGAUGCUAAUUGGAUUGCAAAAGAGUUCUUGGAGAAGUUCAGAGCAAAUCCAGCCAUGUCUUUUGGUGAUUUCAAGAAAGCAAAUCCUGAGGGUAAGUACUCCAAACUUUCCUCCUGGACUUUUUAUCGAGCUAAGAACAAAGCAAUGGCCAAGAUACAUGGAACCGUUAAAGAUCAAUAUGCUAUUCUGCAUGAUUAUUGUGCUAUAUUAGUGAAACUGAAUCCUGGUAGCACAGCUUUCAUCAGAACAAGCUUAGUGGAUGAUGUAAGGUAUUUUGAGAGGGUUUACAUAUGCCUUGCAGCAUGUAAAGCUGGUUUCAAGUUCUGUAGGCCCAUCAUCGGGUUAGAUGGUUGCUUUUUGAAAGGGUAUUGUAGGGGUAUGUUGCUUGUAGCCAUUGGUAUAGAUGCAAACAACAGCAUGUUUCCUCUUGCAUAUGCUGUUGUUGAGAAGGAAAACACUGAUAGUUGGACUUGGUUUGUGCAACUACUGAAAGAGGACCUGGAUGUACAAGACACAAAAUUGUUCACAUUCAUUUCAGACAGGCAGAAGGGGCUGCAUCUUUAUGCCAACUUCAAGAAGGAGUUCCCUGGAUUGUUGUUGAAGCAACAAUUAUGGGCUUGUGCUAGAGCUACAACAGUGGAAGAAUUCAAAAGGAGAAUGGAUGAACUGAAGGAGACUAAUGCAGCAGCUUUUGAAUGGUUGUCCAAAAAGUCACCAUCUGAAUGGACCAAGUCCCACUUUAGGACUUUCAGUAAGUGUGAUAUGUUGCUAAAUAAUCUCUGUGAGAGUUUCAACUCAGCCAUACUAGAUGGAAGAGACAAGGCAAUCAUAACUCUGUUAGAGUAUGUAAGAUACUGGCUGAUGGAUAGAAUGAGAAAGCAAAGAGAAAGUGUUAGUAAGUGGACAAAACCAGUUGGGAAGAGAAUCUUUGAUAUCCUGCAGAAGAAUAGGAAGUUAGCAAUGAAAUGUCAGUGUACAAAAUCUGUUGGAGGCUUGUUCCAAGUGACAGUGUCUGCGGCAGUGGAAGCAACAAAUUUGGAGACCAAAACAUGCUCUUGCAGAACUUAUGACCUCACAGUGAGUAUGAUUUUCUUGCUGAAUGUUACAAGAAAGAAGCCUUCUUAG
This is a messenger RNA of Cannabis sativa, 1362 nucleotides long. RefSeq lists its product as uncharacterized. Bases 1 to 1362 code for a protein of 453 amino acids. The record is from RefSeq and is a predicted model, not a curated record. The transcript is spliced from 3 exons. Lineage: Eukaryota; Viridiplantae; Streptophyta; Magnoliopsida; Rosales; Cannabaceae.